AAAUGUUGGAAAUACAUUAGUAUAAAAGCGUUAACGGGUUCAGUAUGAUCAUUGUAUUCUCGUCUCUGUACAAUACUAACACUUCAACAUGAACUCCUUCGCUGUUCUCCUGCUCUGCGUCCAAGCUUGCUUGGUACAGUCCGUGUUCGGGCAAUGCUACGGCGGUAUCGGGUACGCGCCCGCUUUCGCCGCGCCCUUCGCCGCCCCCGCUCUCGCCGCGCCGGCCGCGUGCGGGCCAGCCUACGGCGGCGAGGGUAUCGGCGACGUGGCGGUCGGCGGCCAGCUGCCGGUCGCCGGCACCACGCUAGUCUGUGGACAAGUGCCGAUCCUGGGCGCCGUGGAGUUCGGAGGCAUCGUGCCGGCCGGCGGCGAGGUGUCCAUUGCCGGCAAGUGCGCCUGCGGCUGCAGAGGAUACUGAUCAACGACUAUCUAGUCCCAAAUAAUAAUUGAACAAAUAAAAGCAUUUUUACAAAUUCCUUUCUAUUAUUUAUUUAUUCAGAAAUUUUGAGAUGAAACGAACCCUUACAUCUCCUUGGUACUUUGGUAUUAUAACCGAAUUUCGGUCAAAAUUGCCAAUCUACAUCCGCGGUUUGAGCUGUGUGGAUUAGACAUUAAC
This is a messenger RNA of Bicyclus anynana (squinting bush brown), 616 nucleotides long. Its product is annotated as chorion class A protein Ld12-like. Bases 89 to 418 code for a protein of 109 amino acids. Gene Ontology annotation, cellular component: egg chorion. Gene Ontology annotation, biological process: multicellular organism development; chorion-containing eggshell formation. Gene Ontology annotation, molecular function: structural constituent of egg chorion. NCBI's taxonomy places the organism in Eukaryota, Metazoa, Arthropoda, Insecta, Lepidoptera, Nymphalidae. The record is from RefSeq and is a predicted model, not a curated record. The transcript has 2 exons.